AGCGUAUGACAGAAGGAUCUCUUUAUCUAUUCGCAAUCCAAAACUUUUUGUAUGAGAUCAUUUUUCAAAAUACUACCAUUGAAAUAAGAAAGUGAAGGUAUUGUAAUAUACAUAUAUAUAUAUAUAUAUAUAUAUAAAUUCAUGUUCACAUAUUUAAGUAUGAGAAAAAUUAAGUAAAAUAAAUUCUUAAGGUCGAUGGGACACCGGCUUUUACCGUUUUAGAGGAAACGGGGAGACGAGUGUUUUUCUGCCAAUCAUAUGAGGAGCUUAUGAAAUAAGAAAGUGAAGGUAUUGUAAUAUUUGUAUGGUAAUCUCAGUUUCCUCCAUAGCCAAAUGGAAGCCAUUUUAAAGCCUCUGUUAAGCUCAACCACUAUGCCAAAAACACCCAAACCAUCCUCAUUUUCUUCUUGUAAUAUGUCUAUCAUCAAUAAAGCUACAUUUUUACUACCACUAACUCCUCAUUUUACUACCACUUCUUUUUGUUUCUCUGCCCCUUCUCGUUUCACUUCUUCUGGUAAGUCAUUUCCAACUCUUUUGGCUAUAAACCAUUAAUAUGUUUCUUCAAGUUUCAGCUAAGAAAAAUUUGUGGGUUUCGUGUCAUUCAUGUUGUGUGUUAAUGGUUCUUGUCCAUUCUUUCCUUUCUUUUCCUAUUUCUAUAAUGGGUUUUUCUCUUUUGGCCUUAAAAAUUAUUUUUCCUAUAUGUUUCUUGGAUUUUCUGCUGAGUAAAUUUUGUGGGUUUCAUCAUGUCAUUCAUGCUGUAUUUGGAUUCUGUAAAAAAUUUUUCUUUUUGUCCUGGAUUGACUCAGUUAUAUAUGCUACUCCGGAGAGCCAAUUGAGUGAGGGCGUAGAAAGAACUACAAGAGAAUGGGUAAUGCAAGAUUUUUAUGCUCUAAGGAAGGAUGUUGAAACUGCCUCAGAACGUGUUGAGGAGAUUAGAGCAUCUGCUAGUCUGCAGCUUUUAGAAAAGGAACUUGUAGAUUUGGAAUCAAAGGCAGCCAAUAGCUCCUUUUGGGAUGAUCGUGCCAAAGCCCAAGAAACACUUUUGGCACUGACUGAUGUCAAAGAUAAGAUAAAUUUGCUCAAUGAAUUUAAAACCAAGGUUGAAGAUGCUGAAACUAUAGUUAAGCUAACAGAGGAGAUGGACUCCAUAGAUGCUGCACUUCUAGAAGAAGCUGUCAGCAUCAUCAAAGAACUAAACAAGGCAUUGGACCUAUUUGAGUUGACUCAACUUCUUUCUGGUCCAUAUGAUAAAGUAGGUGCAGUCAUCUCUAUAACUGCUGGUGCUGGAGGCACUGAUGCACAGGAUUGGGCUGAAAUGCUUCUCAGGAUGUACAUGAGAUGGGGAGAGAAACAGAAAUAUAAGUCAAGGGUGGUUGAAAAGUCCUUGGGAGAGGAAGCUGGGAUUAAGUCAGCCACAAUUGAAGUUGAAGGUAGAUAUGCUUAUGGUUAUCUGUCUGGAGAAAAAGGAACACAUCGUAUAGUACGGCAGUCUCCUUUCAAUGCCAAAGGUCUUCGUCAGACAAGCUUUUCUGGUGUUGAAGUCCUGCCUCUUCUCCCCGAAGAAUCAGUGGAUGUUGAAUUACCUGAGGAAGACCUUCAGAUUACCUUCUCAAGGGCAGGGGGGAAAGGAGGUCAGAAUGUGAACAAGGUUGAAACUGCUGUUCGGAUUACUCACAUCCCCACUGGUGUUACUGUUCGCUGCACAGAAGAGAGAUCCCAGCUAGCGAACAAGAUCAAGGCUCUUAGCCGUUUAAAAGCCAAGUUAUUGGUGAUAGCUGAGGAGCAACGUGCAUCUGAAAUUAAGCAAAUAAGAGGAGAUGCAGUAAAGGCAGAGUGGGGGCAGCAGAUACGUAACUAUGUAUUCCAUCCAUACAAACUGGUAAAAGAUGUACGGACAGGGUUUGAAACAUCAGAUAUUGCGUCAGUUAUGGAUGGUGAAUUGGAUGCCUUUAUCAAGGUUUACCUCAAAUAUAAAUACAGUAUGAAUGUGUCUGCAACAGGGGCUCAUUAACAGUUUAGUGAUCUAUGAUUAACUUCUAUAAUUUCCUUUUUGUGUUUAUAUAAACUCAAAAUCUUUGGAUCAAAUCAGGAAUA
Durio zibethinus is the source of this 2094-nucleotide messenger RNA. The record is from RefSeq and is a predicted model, not a curated record. Lineage: Eukaryota; Viridiplantae; Streptophyta; Magnoliopsida; Malvales; Malvaceae.